GCUGGAGGGCGGGGUGGGAAGCGCGAAUUAGCGAAGGGGGAAGAGAGGCCAUUUUUUUUUUUACAGGGGUUUGGUUGCUGAGGUGCGUGAACUGAAGCGAGGCACUGAAAGAUGGUGAAGGUCUUCGUGGGGAACCUGCCCUCGGAGGCGACGACGGACGAGCUCCAGGCCCUGUUCUCCCAGUAUGGCACGGUCACGGAGUGCGCCAUCAUCAAGAACUACGCCUUCGUGCACAUGGAGGACCGCAAGGCCGCCACCAAGGCCAUCCGCAGCCUGCACCUCUACAAGCUGCACGGCCUGCCCAUCAACGUGGAGGCCAGCCACGGCAAGAACCAGGGCCCCACCAAGCUGCACGUGGCCAACAUCGACAAGGCCUGCACCAGCCAGGAGCUGCGCGCCCUCUUCGAGGAGUACGGCACGGUCACCGAGUGCGACGUGGUGAAGAACUACGCCUUCGUGCACAUGGCCAACUCCGAGGAGGCCACGGACGCCAUCAAGGCGCUGGACAACAUCGACUUCCUGGGCAAACGGAUUCACGUGCAAAUCUCUACGAGUCGCCAGCGAACUGGGGAGGAGGAAGAUGGACAGUACCAGCAGGGGCCGCCAGGGAGGCCAGGGUUCUGGGGCCCCAAAUGGCCCGACCAAAGGCCUGACCCUGGCCCGUCUGGCUUCUACGGAGGCCGAUUCAAUCACCCGCCUGCUUCCUACGGCCACACGUACCCUCCGCCCCCGCCUCCUCCUCCUCCUCCUCCACCCCCUCCCCCGAGAAGGGUGCCCUACCCAGACCGCGCCUCGGCCUACGAGCGAGAGCGGUACGGGGUGGUGGACUACUACGAAAAGUACCGGGCCCGCCCUUACGGCAUCACCUCUUACGAGGAGCGGCGCCUAGGCUCCAUCCCCCCACCUCCGCCCCCUCCCGCUUCCUCGGGCAUAAUGAGGGAGCGCUUGCCCUCCUCCGCCCCAGGUCUCUACGAGCGCCGCCCGCUCCCUCCACCGCCGCCGCCUCCCCCCAACUCCGGGGGCCCGGGCUCGGGCUCCUCGUACUACCCGCGGGACCGCAGCCCCCUCCGGCGGCCGGGCCCGGCCUCGGCGGCCCCCGCGGGGAACGGCUACGCGUACGAGCGCUCCCGCCUCUCCCCGGUGUCGUCGUCGGUGCCCAGGAACCCCGCGUACGGCCUGCCCAGAGCCAGGGACCCCUACGCAGACCGGGCGCCGCCCCCGCCCCCACCGCCACGCUACGCUUACUAACCACACGCGCGCACACACGCGUCCAGACAAGGUUUAUAUUUACCGCGCCGAGAUCGUCGUUCCCUGAUGCACACGCGACGCACUAUCGCCCCCUUGUGUUGAGGCGGACCGCUCUUUUGUUUUUUCCGUUCUCCUGCGGCUCGGAACGGGAAGGAUAGUGGCACCCGCCUGCUCGUCCUUAAAGAUGUUUUUUUGGGGUUUUUUUUUUAAUGUAUAUUUAAAAACUCUCGUUCCCGUUGGCUUCUCGCGAACAUGGUAGACGUUAAUUCUGCCCUCAUCCUCUCUCUCUCUCUCUUGUGUUCAUUCCUUUUUAAGUCGAGAGCUCCUGAGCCGGCCGGCCGGUGCUCUGCUCAGAGGUCAGGGCAGUUCGCUGAGCUUCAUGUAAAACUUGUCCCACUCCUGGUUGAAACCGGGCAUGUCAAAUCUCAGUUCUAGUUUUUACCCACUUUACUUAAUUGGUUAAAGCAACAGCCCUGUGCAACAUGUUGAGCGGGCGUCAAUAUCAAAUCUAAUAAUUUAAGGGAUGCCUCUUCUCCAACGAAAGAUCUAAAAUCAGUGUCAAAUUCAGCACAAUGUUGACCCAGUUAAUUAACUUUCAAAUGGAAUCAAACCUCGGGUUUGACAAGUCUAGUUUUAUACCUUUGGUGCAAGAAAUGUGUUGUUUUUUUUACCUACCUGUUGCGAAAUUGUCAUUUUUUUUUUAUUGUAAGGAGUCGCUUAAACGCCCUGAGAGAGUCAACCAAAGAUCUGAUCGCCUUCGGCCCAGCAGAUAAGCAGGCCUUUCAGUUCUUCAAAGCCGGUGCGAUUCGAUAAGACGGCGACACACAGUGUUCAGCGCGAAAAAAGGCGUUGCAUUUGUCCAAAAGUGCCCGAUGUAGCUCUGAAUUCACGGGGUUUUGCAAAGUCGAGAAAACAACCAGUCACUCGGGAAGCAUCGUUUUCUGAACUGGAUCGUUUGGGGUUGUUUUGCUUUUUUUUUUUGGCUUUAACGUUUUCAGUUUUUAAUAAAAAUGGAUUUAAAACGAAACCGGCUGCGGUUGCGUGCGCCUGACUUAAUUUCCCUUCUGUCUUUCGACCCCCCCCCCCGCCUGAAACAGUUGAGCGAGUGCGGAGGAGCUCAAGACGCUGGCUGUCUCGGUGUUCAAAUCCGAAAAGAAAAGGGGCGAUUUUUCUCAUUUUCAAAUAUUGGCAGGUUUAUUUCAGCGCAGCCUGCGGCGUGCCGAGAAAAGUGAAUUUUAGCGUCUCCCGUCAUCAUGAAUCCCCUCUUUGUCCCGCACUGAGCUGCGUCGCUGUCAGUCCCUUGAUUUCUCUUAAAUUGCUUAAUGACUCCAUCCUCCAAUGACGCAAACUCGUGCUCGCCCCGACUUGGCAGCACAUCCCAGCGACGCCUCCGACGAGCUGUUUAAAAAAAAAAAUGCCCGUCGUCACACGUGGGGGGGGCGGGGGUGGGGAGGGCUAAUCUAUUAAAAAGAUCGAUUUUCUCCUCCCUGUUUGCAUGGCCCGAAAAAAAACCCAAACCAAACUUAUCUCCGAGGCACCGAACGCUGCAAAGCCUGGAGCGCUUCUGAGCUGGAAUCAUGGAAGACGGGGACGAAGGUCGCUAGGCUCGAUCUCGGGCUACCGCCCCAUGCGUGGGGGUCCCCUCCAGGAGUGAAUUUCCCUUCGCACGUCAUCACCUGAGCCCACCCCGCGUCUCCGACAGCCGGCAAAACUGGAGCUGGAGAGGGAUGCAGGAAUCUGCCUGGGGCAUUCUGGGAUCGUUUGCAAGACGAUGUUUUUCUGCAAUUUUAUAGUUUUGUUUUUAAAGCCAGUUUCUGGUUAGGAAUUUUUACAAAUUUCUGAAAGUUUGUUUAACAGAGACCUACCAGUCUUAGUUAGGACAAAAGUAUUCAGACCCUUGACCAAUUCUCUCAUCUUACUGAAUUACACAUCCUACAUUGAAA
Messenger RNA from Lepisosteus oculatus (spotted gar), 3191 nucleotides. RefSeq names its product RNA binding motif protein 4.3 (gene rbm4.3). The record is from RefSeq and is a predicted model, not a curated record. Gene Ontology annotation, molecular function: mRNA binding. NCBI's taxonomy places the organism in Eukaryota, Metazoa, Chordata, Actinopteri, Semionotiformes, Lepisosteidae. Gene Ontology annotation, cellular component: nucleus.